Molecule: messenger RNA, 2524 nt
Organism: Herpailurus yagouaroundi (jaguarundi)
Lineage: Eukaryota; Metazoa; Chordata; Mammalia; Carnivora; Felidae
Gene: SIK1
Product: salt inducible kinase 1
Exons: 13
Coding region: 46-2382 (778 amino acids)
Biological process (GO): intracellular signal transduction; microtubule cytoskeleton organization; protein phosphorylation
Cellular component (GO): cytoplasm
Molecular function (GO): tau-protein kinase activity; ATP binding
Source: RefSeq, a predicted model, not a curated record
GUGUUGAGUGCGCUCCCGGGUGGCCCGCAGGUGCGCCCCGGAGCCAUGGUGAUCAUGUCGGAGUUGAGUGCGGCCCCCGCGGGCUCGGGCCGGAGCCAGCAGAAACCCCUCCGGGUGGGCUUCUACGACGUCGAGAGGACCCUGGGCAAGGGCAAUUUCGCCGUAGUGAAGCUGGCCCGGCAUCGAGUCACCAAAACCCAGGUUGCAAUAAAAAUAAUCGAUAAAACUCGAUUAGACUCCAGUAAUUUGGAGAAAAUAUAUCGUGAGGUUCAGAUCAUGAAGCUUCUGAAUCAUCCUCACAUCAUAAAGCUUUAUCAGGUUAUGGAGACAAAGGAUAUGCUUUACAUUGUCACUGAAUUUGCGAAAAAUGGAGAAAUGUUCGAUUAUCUGACCUCCAACGGGCACCUCAGCGAGAAUGAGGCACGGAAGAAAUUCUGGCAGAUUCUGUCCGCCGUGGAGUACUGCCACAGCCACCACAUCGUCCACCGGGACCUGAAGACCGAGAACCUGCUGCUGGACGGCAGCAUGGACAUCAAGCUGGCAGAUUUUGGAUUUGGGAAUUUCUACAAGUCGGGAGAGCCCCUGUCCACGUGGUGUGGGAGCCCCCCGUACGCGGCCCCAGAAGUCUUUGAGGGGAAGGAGUACGAAGGCCCCCAGCUGGACAUCUGGAGCCUCGGCGUCGUGCUGUACGUGCUGGUGUGCGGGUCGCUCCCCUUCGACGGACCCAACCUGCCGGCGCUGCGGCAGCGGGUGCUGGAGGGCCGCUUCCGUAUCCCGUUCUUUAUGUCUCAAGACUGUGAGACGCUGAUCCGCCGCAUGCUGGUGGUGGACCCCAGCAAGCGCAUCACCAUCGCCCAGAUCCGGCAGCACAGGUGGAUGCAGGCCGAGCCCCCGGUGCCGCGGCAGGCCUGCACGGCCUUCUCUGCGCUCAGCUACAACGCCAGCCUGGGCCGCUACGAUGAGCAGGUGUUGGGGAUCAUGCACACCCUGGGCAUCGACCGGCAGAGGACCGUGGAGUCACUGCAGAACAGCAGCUACAACCACUUUGCUGCCAUUUAUUACCUCCUCCUCGAGCGGCUGAAGGAGCAUCGGCACACACAGCCGUCGGCGCGGCCCGGCCUGGCCCGGCAGCAGAGGCCGCGCAGCUCGGAUCUCGGCGGCUUUGAGGUGCCUCAGGAAGGCCUGUCUGGUGACUCUUUCCAGCCCUCCCUGCUGUGCCCGCAGCCCCAGGCCUUUGGGCAGUCUGUCUUGCAGGCGGACACGGACUGUGACCCCCUCAGCUCACUCCAGCCCUUGCUCUUCCCCCUGGACGCCAACUGCAACGGAGUGUUCCGGAAUCGCCCCAUCUCCCCGAGCGGCCUGCUAGACGCGAGCAUCAGUGAGGAGGUCAGGCAGGGCCAGGGCCUGGAGGAGGAGCGGGAGCCGCAGGAGCCCCUGUCCGGCGGCACAGGCCGGAGGCACACGCUGGCCGAGGUCUCCACCUGCUUCUCCCCGAGUGCCCCUCCGUGUAUCGUGGUCUCCUCCUCCGCCGCGAGCCCUUCGGAGGGCACCAGUUCCGACAGCUGCUUGACCUUCUCGGCCGGCGACGGCCCAGCGGGGCUCAGUGGCCGCCUGGCCGCCCAGGGGCUGGUGGGCACCUGUUCCCCUCUCAGACUGGCCUCACCGCUCCUGGGGGCCCAGUCUGCCACCCCAGUGCUGCAGGCUCAGGGGGCCCCAGGAGGGGUCACUCUGCUCCCCAUCAGCUUCCAGGAAGGCCGGAGGGCGUCAGACACCUCGCUCACUCAAGGGCUGAAAGCCUUCCGGCAGCAGCUGAGGAAGAGCACGAGGGCCAAAGGGCUCCUGGGCCUGAACAAGAUCAAGGGGCUGGCUCGCCAGGUGUGCCCGCCCUCCUCCUCCAGCCGGGCCACGAGGGGCGGCCUGAGCGCCUUCCAGCUGCCCACGCCGAGCCCGGGCCCGCACGGCGGCGGGGCCGGCAGCCGGGAGGGCCGGAGCCUGCUGGAAGAGGUCCUACACCAGCAGAGGUUGCUCCAGCUCCAGCACCACCCGGUGGGCCCGCCCGGCUGCCAGCAGGCCCCCCAGCCGCCCCCGGCCCCGCUGGUCCUCGCCCCGUGCGACGGCACGCUCCUUGUGUCGGGACUCCAGAAAGAGCUGGGGCUGGCGCCCGGCCCGCUGCUGCCGCCCCACUUCCUGCAGGCGGGGGGCUCCCCGGUGGCGGCGGCGGCCCGGCUGCUGGACACCCACCUGCACAUCGGCAGCGCCACAGCCCUGCCGCCCGCCGCCACGCUGCCCCCGAGCUUUGUGGCCGCGGGGCUGCCGCAGGCGGACUGUGAGAUAGAGGACCUGACCUCGGGCCGGCUGGGCACCUUCGUGCUGGUGCAGUGAGGACCCCCCCCCCCCGCCUGCGGCUCGGGCCGGCCGGCCCUUCGAAGCAAUAAUUUCAGAGUAUGUGAAGACGUUUCCGGACUCGAAGCCAAUAAGUUUCUAGAAGCGAAACAAGCAAUACGUUUGGUGUUUUGGCUUUUUA